Messenger RNA from Dryobates pubescens (Downy woodpecker), 1761 nucleotides. RefSeq names its product acidic residue methyltransferase 1 (gene DCPH1). The transcript is spliced from 5 exons. The record is from RefSeq and is a predicted model, not a curated record. Gene Ontology annotation, cellular component: cytoplasm; nucleus. Gene Ontology annotation, biological process: DNA damage response. NCBI's taxonomy places the organism in Eukaryota, Metazoa, Chordata, Aves, Piciformes, Picidae. Gene Ontology annotation, molecular function: phosphatase activity. The coding region runs from base 203 to 1534 and encodes 443 amino acids.
GAGGGGGCGAGCCGCUCUCCGCCGCGCGAGCCGCGGCCCCGCCCACCGCCCGCCGAGCUCCGCCAGGGCGCGCGGGCUGCCAGGCCCCGCCCGCCCGUCCGUCGCCGUGCCGCGCGGCGGGUGCGGCUGACUCACCAAUAACGUCCGGCUGCCUCGCCCCACUUCCGGGGGCUGGCUUGUCGGAUCGUGGGGGUGGAGCAAGAUGGCGGCAGUAACAGCGCUACCGGUCUCCCUCUCGGGCAGGUUUAAGGGAUCCUUUGCAUAUUUUACAAUAAAAGACAGACUGCCUCAGAUCCUCACAAGAGUUAUUGAUACUCUGCAUCGACAUAAAAAUGAAUUUUUUGAAGAACACGGUGAGAAAGGUGUUGAAGCAGAGAAGAGAGCUAUAUCUUUCCUCUCCAAACUGCGUAAUGAACUGCAAACAGACAAACCAGUGACCCCUUUAGAAGAUGAGCUACCUGAUGCUGCAUUGUGGAACCAGUAUCUAGACUACCAACGAAAUUUAUCAAAUGGAAAUGGAGAACCAAGUUGGUUUCAGUCCCCUUGGUUGUAUGUAGAGUGUUACAUGUAUCGAAGAAUUCAUGCAGCGUUAGCACACAACCCACCUAUUGACAGCUUUGAUGUAUUUAAAGAAGGAAAGGCUCAAAAUUUCUUUGAAUCCCAAGAGGCUGUUAUUGCCCUGUGCACAUACUUUCAGGAACUUCUUAAAAACAUCAAGGAUCUAGAUGAAAGGCAACUUCAGGAGGAACUUUUUAAGCUACUGCAGGUAUCCUUGUGGGGCAAUAAGUGUGACCUUUCUUUUUCAGCUGGUGAAAACAGAUCUCAGAAGUCCAGUCCUUUACAAUCCCUGGAAGACAUGAUACCUCACAUCUUAGUGAAUGAUAUGGAAAAAAUUUGGUCGCUACUUAUAAAUGCCAAAAAAACAAAUACAGAAAAAAGUAAUGUUAGGGUUGACGUGAUCCUGGAUAAUGCCGGGUUUGAACUUGUCAGUGAUCUUGUGUUGGCUGAUUUCCUGUUACUGUCAAAGCUAGUGGAUGAAGUCCAUUUUCAUGGAAAAAGUAUUCCGUGGUAUGUGUCAGAUACCACAAAGCAUGAUUUUAACUGGACGAUUAAACAACUGCAGUCAGCUAAUCAUAUGUGGAUGUCUAGAUGUGGGAUAAACUGGGAGGGCAAUUUGAAAAAGGGAGUUUGGGUUUACCAUGAUCACAUGUUUUGGACUUUACCACAUGACUUUUCCAGUAUGGCUGAAGUUGCUCCUGACUUAUAUGCUGAUCUACAGAAGUCAAACUUGCUUCUUUUCAAAGGUGAUCUAAACUAUAGAAAAUUAACAGGAGAUAGAAAAUGGGAAUAUAGUGUUCCAUUUCAUCAAGCCUUGAACAAGUUUCAUCCUGCUCCUCUUUGUAGUUUGAGAACACUCAAAUCUGACACUCAGGUUGGCCUAAAACCUGGACAAGGUGAACAACUUCAGGCUUCUGAACCUGAGUGGAUGGUGAGUGGAAAAUACGGGAUUGUUCAGUUUGAUGCUGCUUUCUAGUCAAAUGGUUCCUAAUAUUCUGAAAGGGAGACUCAGUCUGUCCAAGAUUCUUUUUUCUUUGCACUUUUUCCUCCCAAGUGAUUUGUUUGUUUUGUUCCACAAAAAAAAUUAAAUUUUGUGCAAAGGUUUGUGAACUGUAUGCCUAAAUCAGUUUGCAUUUCAGUAUAUUUUGUUUUUCUAAUAUCCAUCAGAUGUUUAAGAUGAACAUUUAGUUGUACAUGAUUUUU